AUGUCCAAGUAUGGCUGCCCAACUUCCGACACUGAUCCAAACUCGGUGACUAUCAUCACCAAGCGUGGACCAGUUAACAAGACAUUGAAGAGCGCUUCUGCGUUGAAUGCUGCUCAGCGCAGCGGUGCUGAAAUAAUCACAGAAAAGAAGGUAAUGGCUGGCGGUAACCGUCAGCAUACCGCUCAUAAGAACACCUUGAGACUUGAUGAAGAAACCGAAGAACUUCAUCACGAGAGGGUGACACUUUCUCUCGGAAAAAUCAUGCAGCAAGCUCGUGCGGCCAAAAAUUGGACUCAGAAGGAUCUCUCGACGCAUAUAAAUGAAAAGCCACAAGUAGUAUCCGAAUAUGAAAGUGGAAAAGCCGUUCCAAAUCAGCAAAUUCUCGCUAAAAUGGAGAGAGCCCUUGGCGUUAAGCUUCGCGGAAAGGAUAUCGGAAAACCAUUGAACGCCCCGAAACCAAAGAAAUAA
This is a messenger RNA of Caenorhabditis bovis, 468 nucleotides long. Lineage: Eukaryota; Metazoa; Nematoda; Chromadorea; Rhabditida; Rhabditidae. The record is from the annotation of a GenBank genome assembly.